AUGAUCCGCCCCUCCACAAGUCACAGAGAAUGUCUGAGGCCUGAGGACCAAGAGACGGACAUGAGGCCUCACUGGGGACACACAUCCUCAGCACGUAUGUUGACCCAAGCACACGUCCCCAACCUGCCAUCCUCAGACGGUGCUGGCUCCACAUCACUGUCUCUGGAAGGAUGCUGUAGACACUGGAGCCAUUGUGACCUCAGGGUGAGGUCAGGGCACCAGAGAAGGGCCAGUGCCCAGGACAGAGCUAGCCCGUCGGUGAGGAUAGGGCUGGCCAUUGGGACCUGUGGGUCUCCUGCUCUGAGCCUCAACAUGGAUGGGCAGCAGUCUAACAGGUCACACAGCCGCAGCUCAACUGAUGGGACCUCCUCAGCCAUGUCCCACAACCCCAGAAUCCUCUCCCACGUUUCUGUUUCUACGAAGGAGUCUCUGUGCACCAAGGAACCUCAAGACUAUGCCUCCUUGGACAGACAGUCCCAUCCUGCCACCAUCAUGCUAUGCAGUUCCAAGAGCAGCCAGGCUUCCUUGGUGUCCAAGGAACACCAGCUGUUUAUGGAGGAGGCCUACAAUUCAGCCAUCUGCUUCAAGAUGCUCCAGGACAUAGCCACCUCAGACCCUCUCCAACUCAAGUACAUCACCAAGAAGCUGAAGAAGAUGGCUCAGAGGACCCCCAACCUGGUGAUGGAAACCAUCCAUGACUACUUCAAAGACAAUGCAGAGAUCUCCAGCCGGCACAGAUUCCGACUCUUCCAGGUCCUGCAGGCUGUCAUUGGAGCCCUUGAUGUCUUGGAGGAGAUAUGGCAGAGGAACUUCAUGCAGCUGGCCCUGGAGCACAUGACCAAGUCCACGGAACUAGAUGACAUAUACCAAGAUGCAGCCAGCAAUGUCUUACUGGCCCUCUGUCGGCAUUCGUGGCCAGCAGUGGCCAAGCACUUGGAAACGGAGCUCCUGACGGGGGUCUUCCCACACCGCAGUCUGUUGUUUGUGAUGGGCGUCCUGUCCUCUCAAGAGGAGCUUCUCAAGAAAGAAGACAGAGAGAGCUGGAAAGAGCUACUGUCCCAGAUGGCCAGAAAGUCGGUGCCGUUCCUGAACACAGAUGUGUGGUCCAAGGAAUUGCUGUGGAGCCUUACCAAGUCUAGCCGGACGCAGCAAGAGCACACCCCAGAGAAGGCCUUCCUGUUCACCUACUAUGGGCUAAUCCUUCAAGCUGAGGAGGACAGCAGCAACAUCAGGACACACCUCAAAACCCUCUUGGAAACAUCUCACCAGUGGCCUAAGCAAAGGGAGGGCAUUGCUCUCACAGUGGGACUGGUUGCAGUACGCCACUUGGAUGACGCCUGGGCCAUCCUAGAACAGUUUGGAAGGAGCACUCCCAUCAAGUGGAGCCUGCAGAACUUAUCUCUGAAGAGCCUCGAGGAUCUUCGGUGGAAAUGGGCUGGCAGCACCAUCCUCCUCUCCUACGGCCAGAUGGCAGCCAAGGCCAAGAGCCACAUCCUGCCGUGGGUGGACAACAUCUUGUCCAGGAUGAUCUUCUACUUCCGCUUCAGCUCCUGGGAUGAGACCCUGAAACAAAGCUUCCUUACGGCCAUCAUGAUGCUGGUGGGGGCCAUCAGCCGGAGUGAAGGUGCCCACAGCUACGAGUUCUCCCAGACUAGCGAGCUCCUGGAAUGCCUGACGACACUAAUGGAGAAAGAGCCGCAAGACACACUGCUCACCAGCAUCCGCCAGCAGGCCAUCCACAUUGUCGCCAGCCUUAGUGCCCUGAGGCCACCCAUGGAUGUGGACAAGAAGUCCCGGCUCCUCUCCGUCUGCUUCCGCAGCAUCUUUGCCCUGCCACUGCUGGAUGCCCUGGAGAAGCACAGCUGUCUCUUCCUGGAACCACCCAACAUCCAGGGAUUAUACAGCCAGACCAUGGAAGCGGUGGACCACAUGUUACAGUGUUUCAUGAUGCAGAACCCCACCGUCAAUGAGCUGUACUUCCUGUUGUCGCACCUGUAUGUCUGGCUGGCAUCGGAGAAGGCUCAUGAGAGACAGCGGGCUGUGCACAGAUGCAUGAUACUCUUCAAAUUCCUGCACUGUAAACGCUGCCUCGAAACCAAGGAGAACUUCAGGAGGAUGGGGCAGCUGGUGGCCAUGCUGGGGAUCCUGUGCCAGGACUCGGACAGGACCAUCCAGUGCUUGAGUCUAGAAGCUAUGGGCCAUCUCUAUCAGCUUCUGAUGCAGCAGAAAGCAGAAGUUCCAGAGAUGGAGAGGGAGACCCGUCAGGAACUCGCUCUGCCUGAUGCACCUGGAGCUGCCUUCUGGAGCAGUGGAGACCAGAGGGGCGCUCUUCUGAUCCCCCAGGAUAUGGCAUCCAAAAAUGACAGCAUCUUCUUCAUGAGCAGCAACCAGGCUACCAAGGAGAUCAUGAGUCAUCUUGCAAUGACAGAGCUGACGGACCUCAUCUGGACAGCCAUCGAUGGCUUGGGCUCUACCAGCUCUUCCUGGGUGCAGGCGGCUGCUGAUUUGCUUUCCCUUGCCAUCCAGGAGCAUGGAGACAACCUGGCAACUGUUGGUAAAAUGGGCCAGGCCAUCCACCACCACCUCUGUGCCAUCCAAAUGCCCCAAGCCAAGGAGAGUGCCCUGCAUGUCAUCACCUUACUGGCCCGGAACCACAUCCCUGAGCUGGUGGCUGCCUUCCUAGACUUUUCCACUCCCCUGGACAGCCAUUCCUUUCGCCUGUGGAGGGCCCUGGGAGCUGAAGAGCCUGCCAGCCAUUUGGUUCUGACUGUGCUGAUGGCGUGGAUGCAGAAGAGGCCUCUGCCUUCCAGUGCCAGCGACAGCAGUGCCUGUCCCGUGGAGAAGCCUCAUUUGCGCUCAUUGGCCGCCAUGAACACAAUUCACGAGCUACAGUUCGCGAGAGAAUUCAAGAAAGCCGUGCGGGACACCUUUCCCCAGCUGUUCCUGGCCCUCCUGGCCCAGAUGCACUAUAUCAUGGAGCUGAACCAACCCACAGAACCUGAGCAGGAGCAGAAAGCCCAGGAGUCAGCCAUGCCAAGCCCCCAGAGCACAUCACUGGAGGCACUGAAGAGUCUGCUGUCCACCACGGGACACUGGCAUGACUUUGCUCACCUGGAACUGCAGAGUGCCUGGGAACACUUCACCUCUAUCCACACCUACCCACAGGCUGUGGGCCUCCUUGCCAGGGCCAUGGUGCAGAAUCACUGCAAAGAGAUCAAGGCCAUUGUCAGCUACCUGUUGCCCAGCCUGCAGAGCCAGCAGGAGCGAGAAAGGAAGACAGCCAUCUUGGUCCUCAUUGAGUUCCUCUACAGCCCUGCCCUGUUGGAGGUGCUUUCUAAACAGGCCGCCCUGACUGUACUGGCUCAAAGCCUCCAGGACACCUGCUCUGAGAUCCGUGUGGCCAGCCUGCAGGGCCUUGGAAACAUCCUCUUCCACACGGAGAAGGGAACCCUGCUCAGAGGUCAACUGCCAGCCUUCCUCAAUGGCUUCUUCCAGAACAAUGAGGCAGUGGUUGUAGGCAUUAUGGGCUUGGUAUCGGAUAUACUGCACCGCCUGGGGACAGAGGGCGCAGGCGCCCAGAGUCUCAGCAUCGCCAUCAACGCCCGCUACUUCUUUGAUGACGAGCGGGACAAUAUUCGAGCAGCAGCCAUGGCACUGUUUGGGGACCUGGUGGCGACGAUGACCGACAGAGAGCUGACUGGCCUGCGGUCCCAGGUGUGCCAGAGCAUGGUACCUCUGCUCCUCUACCUGAAGGACCAGUGCCCAGCCGUUGUCACGCAGGCCAAGUUCGCUUUCUACCGCUGUGCCGUCCUGCUCCGCUGGCAGCCGCGGCACACCCUGUUCUGCACACUGGCCUGGGAGACCGGCCUCAGUGCCCGCCACUUCCUCUGGACCUGCCUGAUGACCCACAGCGAGAAGGAGUUCAGCAUCCACUUGUCCCAGGCCAUCAACUACCUGCACAGCCAUCACCGCCACAUCAAGACCUGGGCAGCUCUCUUUAUAGGGUACACCACCUGCUACCAACCCCAGGCCGUGACACAGAUGGUGAAUGACAUGGAUACCAAGCUGCUGUUCUCCACUUUUAAAGAUCUCAAAAAAGACCCAGAACCUGCCAUCCGGGAAUUUGCCACCAGACAGCUCGAGUUCCUUCGGGAGGUGUCAGCCAGAUCCAAGAAGUGACUUCGAGCCAUCCCCCCCCCAUCUCUACCCCCAGAACAGCCCUGCCCCAACCCUCUCCACAGAGCUUGGUUGUGUAGCAUUUUUCCAUUUGAAAGAAAA
Messenger RNA from Peromyscus maniculatus bairdii (prairie deer mouse), 4278 nucleotides. RefSeq names its product maestro heat-like repeat family member 5. Gene Ontology annotation, cellular component: cytoplasm. Lineage: Eukaryota; Metazoa; Chordata; Mammalia; Rodentia; Cricetidae. The record is from RefSeq and is a predicted model, not a curated record.